Molecule: messenger RNA, 450 nt
Organism: Protopolystoma xenopodis
Lineage: Eukaryota; Metazoa; Platyhelminthes; Monogenea; Polystomatidea; Polystomatidae
Source: the annotation of a GenBank genome assembly
AUGAGCCAAGCCUCAUUUGUUCACUUGAUUUUACACACAUGUGCUCGUGGCUUGGCCGAAUCUGCCCCUUUACGUUUCUCGUUGCUGCCUGUCUUUUGCCGGUUUUUCUAUGUUUACAAACGCAACUGUGUAAUUAAGCGGCUGGUUUGUCGUGGGACCCGCUGCCUCGCUGUAAAUGACACAGAGUUUGCGCAACCAUGUCCACCACCCACACAAGUCACACGUUGGCAGAAAUAUCUCGUGACUGUGGCCGAUAAGACAGGCUGGAAGGAACAGUCAUCGGUCCUGGUCAAUCAUAGAGCACUAGUUAGCUUUGUUACCAACGCAUCUAGCCUGGCAACCGACAUCAGAGAGCUGAUUAUUAUGCAAGAUAAGUCGAAUCAGGGGUGGAAUGACAUGACGAAGCCCGGAGAAGAGAUUCGGCUUAAAACAGAUUUCUGCCAACCUUGA